CUCGGCUGGUCAACACCGCCCUGUCUCGUGAAUGCAGUUCUAUUCGUAGUCCCAACAAAAGAAGAAAAACAUGUUUGCUACCGUAUUGACUUUCACCACGAUCGUAUUGAUUACUGUGUACUACCAAUACCGAUGGUCGCGCAGGCGUUUGUAUGAGUUGGCUUUUAAGUUACCGGGUCCUUUCGAUCUGCCAAUAAUCGGUAGUAUACAUCUGGGCUUCCGACGAGGACCAACGGAAAUUUUAAACUACUUGAUCCAGUUCCUGCACACCGUGAAAACCCCGAUGCGAGCAUGGGUGGGUCCUUUCCUAUUCGUCGCCGUGGAUCAACCUGAACAUUUAGCGGUAGUUAUGAACUCCCCACACUGUGUCAAACGUUCGUAUGUGUAUAAAUUUUUCGGAAUCGAGAAAGGACUUUUCAACGCGCCACCAGAGUUGUGGCGAAAACUACGCAAACAGCUGAAUCCGUCAUUUUCUGUAGCCAACACCAAAAAUUUCGUGCCCACAUUUAACGAAAAAGCAGACAAAUUAGUGUCGAGUUUGCAGUGCAAAGUUGGGCCGGUAAUGUUUGAUAUGAUUCACAUGGCCGGUGAUUAUUCUCUGUCCUCAUCGAUGGUCAACUCACUUGGAAUAGACUUGGAUAACGAUAACAGUGACUAUAAGAAACGCUAUCUCCAGAAUGCCGAAAGAAUGUUUACAUUGAUGUGGACCAGAAUCUAUAAAGCGUGGCUUCAUCCAGAUUUUAUCUACAAACUGACAAGCGGAUACAAGGAGGAGAAAGAAUGCUACAAAAUGUUUCAAGAAAUGUCACGAAAAGUAUUUGAAAUGCGAAAAGCGGAGAGACUGAAAAACCUUGAAAUGUCAACCGUCAGCCCUAACCGAGACGAGGACAAUGUUCGUCGUAAUCAAAUUUUCAUACAAAAUCUGGAGCAGAUUGCUGCAGAGACAGACAUUUUAGACGAGGAAGGUGUGAUACAAAAUCUGGACACAUUUAUAUUUGCCAGUAACGAUACAACAGCAUCCGCCAUAUCUACGACGCUGCUACUGCUAGCGAUGCAUCCCGAGGUUCAGGAGCGCCUCUAUCAGGAAAUAACAGAAGCACUCCCGCGCGAUUACAUCGAUUAUGAGGAUUUAUCGAAACUUGUUUACUUGGAGAUGGUUAUCAAAGAGUCGAUGCGUUUGAUUCCAGCGGGUGCCGCCAUAGCACGUGUGUGCGAGAAAGAAAUUCAAGUCGGAGGAUAUACAAUUCCUGCCAACUCACAGAUAGUGAUCCCGAUAUUAAAGGUGCAUCGUGACAAAAACAUUUGGGGUGAACGAUCGGAGCAGUUUGAUCCGGAGCAUUUCUCGCCGGAGAACUGCGCAAAGCGACAUCCAUACGCGUUUCUAGGCUUCAGUGCGGGUAUACGGAAUUGCAUAGGCGUAAAAUAUUCGCUCGUAAAUUUAAAAAUCGUGCUGGCAAAACUAGUGAAAAACUAUCGCUUCUCCACCGACCUUAAACUCGCAGAUCUCAAGUUUGUAGCAUCAAUUGUAAUGAAAAUUGCAAACGGUUAUAUGAUACGCAUCGAGCAGCGAACUGGAAAAGUAUCUCACACUUAACUCGUUAAUACCCGUUAUUGUAAUUAGCAGAUGUAGAUGCAAUUACCGGCGGGCGGAGUGUGCGUUUAUGCAACAACACGCUCACUCAUUUAACACCGGAAAUGAAGAACAAAUGUUGCGUAAUAGCCUUGCAUGCUAUUGAUGGUGAGAUUGUAGAUAACAAUAUUUGCACUAACUAAUGGAUCAUGUAAAUUGAUAACUAGCAUGAAUAAAAUGUACAGUUCAUAUUAGGAAUACUAAUUGAUUCGCAUACAAAGCUUUUACUUGAAAGCUCCGGCCGGUAUACUAAUUGCCGAGUGAAUUGUAACUGAAAGGCCAAAUCGCUCCCCAAUGACAAGCGGGUGCUUUGAAAUACACCACUCUCCUAAGAGAGACUACUCGUCGAAGCUUGAUUGCCUAGCCAAGGGAAGAUUCUUUUCAUCCCGUUUCGGAAGGGAAGUUUUAAACGAUUCGAUAUACUCCACGAGACACGUCGGAUGACUUUACUUACGCGGUAACCUGGGGCUAUUCAACAACGGGAUUUGAAUUUGAAUGGAUUUGAAAAGUUGGAUGAAGCAUAAAGUUGUCGUCUUCCGGUUUUGUGUUCCGCCGGGCAACCGUGGGAGCUGACAUUGGUGUCGUAGGGGAUGAGUAGUACGAAUCAAUCAGAAGUAAUUUGACUGUUCCAUUUUCUACCGCCUUUGGGCAAGAUUCAGGUUCUUGUCUCCAACUCUUUACACGCUCAAAAUAGAUUCGCGCCUAAACCUUAAAUGGAGUAGCUAUCUAAGGGUCUAUCUAUGGGAUCUAUGGGCUUUAAAACGCACAGAACUUUUCGUUCGGCAAAGUCCCACAGAAUAGAGAGAAAAAAAGGGUCAAUCUACUUUUCGAUCAAACCAGUGGUUGCUUGCACAGCAAGCGAAAGUAUGGGGACUCGUUGCUGGGGUUGAAUGUUUUGCCAAUUAUUUGAUUACUCGCCCUGAACCUGUUGCAGUAA
Molecule: messenger RNA, 2567 nt
Organism: Wyeomyia smithii (pitcher-plant mosquito)
Lineage: Eukaryota; Metazoa; Arthropoda; Insecta; Diptera; Culicidae
Product: probable cytochrome P450 313a4
Exons: 3
Coding region: 71-1594 (507 amino acids)
Molecular function (GO): oxidoreductase activity, acting on paired donors, with incorporation or reduction of molecular oxygen; iron ion binding; heme binding
Source: RefSeq, a predicted model, not a curated record